This is a messenger RNA of Melopsittacus undulatus (budgerigar), 2658 nucleotides long. RefSeq names its product CDGSH iron sulfur domain 1 (gene CISD1). Gene Ontology annotation, molecular function: 2 iron, 2 sulfur cluster binding. Lineage: Eukaryota; Metazoa; Chordata; Aves; Psittaciformes; Psittaculidae. Bases 85 to 408 code for a protein of 107 amino acids. Gene Ontology annotation, biological process: regulation of autophagy. The record is from RefSeq and is a predicted model, not a curated record. Gene Ontology annotation, cellular component: mitochondrial outer membrane; intracellular membrane-bounded organelle. The transcript has 3 exons.
UUGCGGGUGGGCGUUUGCUGGCGCAGGCGUGGAGGGACGCGGAUUUGAGCUGUGACUGCCCUCUACGUCUUUGGAGCGGGAGCGAUGGGGCUGGGGCAGAACUCUUCCGUGCGCGUUGAAUGGAUUGCUGCGAUCUCCUUAACUGCUGGAGCAGCUGUGGUUGGCUAUCUAGCUUACAGAUUUCUCUCUAAAGACAAAUGCUCCAAAGCAAUGGUGAAUCCCCAUAUCCAGAAAGAUAAUCCCAAGGUAGUCCAUGCAUUUGAUAUGGAAGAUUUGGGAGACAAGGCUGUGUACUGUCGUUGUUGGAGAUCUAAGAAGUUCCCGCUGUGUGAUGGCUCUCACACAAAGCACAACGAGGAAACUGGUGACAACGUUGGGCCUCUGAUCAUCAAAAGGAAGGAGGCAUAGAGUGGACAGUAGAAGCUACAAAAUGAAUGUCUGACAAUUCCUCUGUUCACUUGUAAUUGGGGGAAAAACCACAAAUUCUUUGUCAUGUCACUGAAGACUUUCCAGUGUAAUAUGUACAUCAGGCUUCAGCAUGUGUAUUUUCUCUGGUGCUUGUCUUGUUUUAAUCACUACAAUACAUAAUUUUCUAAAUAGUCAUGGUUUAAAUUUUUGUCCUGUAAAGCGUGUGUACCCUCUCACCGAGUACAAAACUAAAAUGACGCACAGAAUGUACUUCAUCAGAAAAUAGGUGUUAAAUUUUAUUUUCAAAUACAGUGUACAACUCUGAGGCUAUUCAGUAGAAUGUGUGUUUGAAAGGUAGAUCCUAAAAUCCUGGAGGGGUUGUCAAGUCACAGGUCUAGAUACAUUUCUAUGUAAAAGGUAGUGGCAGGAAAGAAAUUGUGGCGCAAAAUGUAGCUUAGACUCUGAUUAUGCUGUAUUUUCUGCAGGUGUCAUGUUUGGCCUGUUACACUACUGUUCUGUGUGGCUUCUGUGAAAGAACAAAGUUGCUAACUAUGUACAGACAGCAUAACAGUCUCGAAGCAAGAUGGGGCUAAAAGGCAAGUUUACCUUUGAUUUUAUAGCAGUGUUAAAACUUGACCUUACUACCAUAUGGUAUCAGGAACAUACUAGUGGAACUGCAGACCUGUAUUUAGAGUAGCAUUAGGAGGAUGAUCUCUGUGAGAGCUUUCUGAAGAAAACAAGUGGAAUGAAGUACUCAGAGUGAUGGGCAGGGGGUGACAGGGUUGUCUUUGCUGCUAGAAAGCCUUAGUUUCAUUUGCAGACUCUAGCAGUGAAGCUGACUUCCCCAGACCACAGGACACUUCUGUGGGGGAGGCUAUGCCAAUUUAUUCCAGAAGCUAAAAAUAACUAAAACCCCACCCAUCAUUAUUGUCUGCUUCAUCAUUGCUCUGGCUGGUUCCGGAGGACUCUUCCUGCUGCAGGAGGAGGCACACCUUUCUUACUAAGUGGCCUUAGGCUCUAUGUGUCUUAAAUAACUCCUGCCUCCCUGGGCUAACUGCCGAUGUGGUUCAGCUAAUUUUACCAAAAGAACUGACAUGGCCAGGGAAUGCUUUGGCAACAGUUAGAAACAAGGAGGAAAGGAGGGAUGAGACAAGGAUUGCUCUUAUUCCUCAUUUGUAGGGCACUUGCCUGUCUUGCUUGACACGGUUGCAUUAACAGCUGUCAUGUUGGUUUCCUUAAAUUAAAUAGCUUUGAUUUAUUAACAUGUGAAUGACUACAAAGCAAAACCCAAAGAGUGGGGUGGCUGAGGGCAGUUUUGUAUUAAACCUGGUCCAUUAGCAUAAUUGCAGCCUAUGUAAGAGUGAGCUCUCAGUGUCCUGAGACAAGAGAGACUACCUCAGAGCUAGAAGAAAGGCCUUUUCAAGAAGCUGACAUUUUAUCCUAGCCUCUUAAGGAUUCUUCCAGAUGAUAGGGGCAGUAGAGGUUUGUUGGUUGGUUGGUUGUUUUUAAGGGUGUGUUUGGUACAACUGGUUAAGAUUGAAGAAAACUGUAUUUUUGAUGUAGGACUUUCAGAGGCUAAGGUCUUAGCUGACUGGUCUGAACUUUGUCACAAAGCAUAAAAAUGGAGAACGUGGCACAGAGGUAGAGAAAGAAGGUUUGCAGGAGACUGCUAUAGUAGGGGCAGCUACUGUCUGUGAGAGACCUCUACUUGUAAGAAGUUGCAGUCAAAUACAUUUAGUUUCUAUUGUUCCUGUUUUGACUGUAAAGUUACUUGAUAUUUUUUAAAUUUGGCUGAGUACUGAUGCAUAUGGAAGGUUGUUUUAACCUUAAACUAUCAAAUAUUUUGCUUUUAUCCAAAACAAAGUUACUUCUGUAUUAUUAGAAUAUGACACUGGAUAUUUCUGUAUUUUUGUCAAAUACACAUUUGGGCUCAUCUUAAUUCUUGAGGUUGUAAUGUCUCUGUUACCAUGGGUGUGCUGUUUCUUUCAAGCGGGAGUUGCAUUGGGAGUAGUGCUGUACACCAAUACUACUGUAAUCAUAAAACUGUGUCUUAGUUGGGUUUUCCUUCUGAGACUUCUUUUUUCCUAUUAACAGCAAAGUCUGGCUGCUCUUGAAGGAAUUAACAGUUCACUGAAAGCUGCAUUGAUGUUCUGAGAGAUAAAGUUCUCAAGUUUCAGAUGAGUCUCCUGAGUCAUAAAACUAUUUCCUGGAGUUUGUCAAUAAAACAUUUCCUGGAGUCUGGGCAUCAGG